Messenger RNA from Brassica oleracea var. oleracea, 2407 nucleotides. RefSeq names its product L-type lectin-domain containing receptor kinase VI.2-like. Gene Ontology annotation, cellular component: plasma membrane. Gene Ontology annotation, biological process: protein phosphorylation. Gene Ontology annotation, molecular function: carbohydrate binding; ATP binding; protein kinase activity. The record is from RefSeq and is a predicted model, not a curated record. Lineage: Eukaryota; Viridiplantae; Streptophyta; Magnoliopsida; Brassicales; Brassicaceae.
UUGGUCGUAGUGGAAUAUUACUAGUUGAGUUUUCAAUUUUCACAAAACAUUGUGCAAAUUUACAAUAUUUAGAGAUGUGAACACACCUAGUUAGAAAAGGAAGAAGAUUCUUCUUCUCUGUUUUUGUGGUGUAUAUUUUUCUUCUUCUUUGACUCCUUGGCUACAUAGAACCUCGUAUCUGCAACUAAAAAUCAAACUCUCUUGCCAAUAAAGAAACAUUUCUAAGCCAGAAAUCUACAUAAGCAUUUUUUCCUAUCUCAUUCUUUAACUCGCUCACGCAUGGACACCGCAAGAAAACUUACGGUCUUAUUAGUCCCACUUUUAUUCGGGCUCUUCUUAGUUCCAAGCGUCCCAGUUCGAGCAACAACAGAGUUUACUUUCCGAGGUUUUAAAGGAAACAAAUCAGCGAUUCGUAUUGCAGGAGAGGCUGCUGUGAUCAAACCAGACGGGUUACUGAGACUCACUAACCGAGCCUCAAACGUCACCGGUACAGCAUUCUACCACAAACCGGUGAGAUUGCUGGAGACCAACAGAAUCGCCACCAGGGUUGGUUCUUUUAGCACUCGUUUCGUCUUUGUUAUAAUCCCUUCCAGCUCUAGCAGUGGAGGCUUUGGCUUCACGUUCACGCUAUCGCCAACCCCUAAUCGUCCCAAUGCUGGAUCCGCGCAGUACUUGGGAGUUCUCAACAAAGAGAACAAUGGUGACCCGAGGAAUCACGUUUUCGCAGUGGAGUUCGACACGGUCCAAGGAUCAGGAGACGAUACUGACAAAAUCGGAAACGACAUUGGUCUUAAUUUCAACAACCGAACAUCUGAUUUCCAAGAGCCGGUCGUGUACUACCAGAAGGACGAUCCAAACAAACGAGAAGAUUUCGAGCUGGAGAGUGGCAAUCCGAUUCAAGCUCUUUUGAGUUACGAUGGAGCAACACAAACGCUAAACGUCACCGUAUACCCGGCGAAACUGGGGUUUAAAGGGACUAAACCAUUGAUCUCACGACAGAUUCCAAAACUGUUGGAUGUCGUGCAAGAAGAAAUGUACGUGGGAUUCACAGCAGCCACAGGAAAGGGAGAUCAGUCGAGUGAUCAUUACCUGAUGGGUUGGAGUUUCUCAAGCGUCGGAGAAAACCCCAUUGCAGCUACGCUAGACCUCUCGGAGCUUCCUCCUCCGCCCGUUUUGAUAGCGGCUUUAUCGGCCGUUAUGGUCAUCAUGCUUGUGUUGCUCUUCUUCUUCGUCAUGUACAAAAAGCGACUGCGACAAGAAGAGACUCUGGAAGACUGGGAAAUCGAUCAUCCUCGCAGAUUCAGAUACAGAGAUCUCUACGUAGCCACCGACGGAUUCAAGGAGGCUGGGAUCAUCGGAACCGGAGGUUUCGGAACGGUUUUCAAAGGAAAGCUCGCCAACUCGGAUGAUCUCAUCGCUGUGAAGAAGAUCAUUCCAAACAGCAGGCAAGGUGUUCGAGAAUUUAUGGCGGAGAUCGAGAGUCUAGGGCGCGUGAGGCAUCGAAACCUCGUGAAUCUCCAAGGAUGGUGCAAACACAGAACCGAUCUUCUGCUGAUUUACGAUUACAUCCCCAACGGCAGCUUGGACUCGCUGCUCUACAGUGUUCCACGGAGAAGCGGCGCCGUUUUGCCGUGGAACGCGCGUUUCGAGAUCGCCAAAGGAAUCGCGUCGGGUUUGUUGUAUCUCCACGAAGAGUGGGAACAGAUCGUGGUUCACAGAGACGUGAAACCAAGCAACGUUCUGAUCGAAUCCAACAUGAACCCGAGAUUGGGAGAUUUCGGACUAGCGAGGCUUUACGAACGAGGAUCGCUGACAGAGAACGGGACGAUUGGGUAUGUGGCGCCUGAGCUGGCCCGCAACGGCAAACCCUCGUCUGCCUCUGACGCUUACGCGUUUGGCGUUCUUCUCUUGGAGAUCGUCUGCGGGAGAAAACCAACGGAUUCAGGUACCUUCUUCUUAGUCGAUUGGGUUAUGGGACUGCACGCGCGCGGUGAGAUUCUCAGUGCGAUCGAUCCGAGACUUGGAUCUGAUUACGACGGCGAAGAAGCAAGGGUCGCUCUCGCCGUGGGUUUGCUGUGCUGCCACCAAAAUCCGGCGUCUCGGCCGUCGAUGAGAGGGGUGCUUAGGUUUCUAAACGGAGAGAUUGAUGGUGACUGGGGGUAUUCAAAGUCAUCACGAAGCGAUUUUGGAUCGAAAUUUGUUCCAUCGUCGAGCUCAAAAGCUUCUUCUUCUUCUUCGUUCGUCACCAGGAUCACUUCGACUUCUCGUGUUACUAGUGGUGGAUAGAUACCACUGUACACUUGCUUCCGUUAUGUUUUUUUUUCUUGAUUAAAUUUCAGUUUUUCCCUUUUCAGUGUACACAAUAUACUAAUAUUUGGAUCGUUAACUGAGCGAAUAUCAAUCUGAA